CCAUCUCAACCGUUCAACAACCAUUCUAAUCCGUCGGAUUCAAAACCAUUCUUUAAUUCAAUAAUUUAGUAAGUUCCACAGAAGACAUAACGUGCACUCUCACACAGAAUAUAACUCCACUUCACUCGUUUUAGAUUCUCACUUUUCCUUUUUGGUUGACAGUAAAGCAAUCCCUCCAUUUUAAUUCCUCACCACACUGAUUCAAAACCCACUCUUUACUUUACUCGCAUCAACAAACUUUGAAGAAACCAAAGGAAGCUACAACAAUGGCGAAAAUCGUUGGAGCGUUGGUUUUACUUUGUGUACUUCCUGCCAUUUCUAUGGCUGCUAGACCUGAGAAGAAACCUUACUGUGUUAGAGGUCGCGUUUACUGUGACCAUUGCAAAGCCGGUUUCGAAACCCCUGCCUCUACUUAUCUCGAAGGUGCAAAGGUUAAGCUGGAAUGCCGUCACAGACACACACAGAAUGUCCUCUACUCAGCUGAGGCAGUUACUGAUGCAACUGGUUCUUACAAGAUUUUCGUCCACAACGACCAGAAAGACAAUGUAUGUGACACCAUUCUGGUGAGCAGCCCCCACAAGACUUGCAGUAUUCCUGACCAAGGACGUGACCGUUCCCGAGUUGUCCUCACCAGCUACAAUGGUGUGGUUUCCUAUGACCGAUAUGCUAACAACAUGGGAUUCAUGGUGAACGAACCCUUGAGCUUCUGUUCCCAGCUGAUGCAGCAAUAUCAGCUCACUGAAGAUGAAGUUUAGAUAAUAGAUUCAUGAUAUGAGAGCUUGUUGACUCACUAGUAUGUUACAUCUACAUAAUGCUUAUCAUGCUUGUUGCUUAAUUAUUGUAUUACUUAUGUCAACUGGAUAACUAUUGUUAUUAGUUGCAGCUGAGGUUUAGCAACCAUUUGUAUUCAUUAUGAUUGGUUUUAAUGGUAUUUUAAGUAUGUGAUUUCGAUCA
Molecule: messenger RNA, 954 nt
Organism: Amaranthus tricolor (Joseph's coat)
Lineage: Eukaryota; Viridiplantae; Streptophyta; Magnoliopsida; Caryophyllales; Amaranthaceae
Product: major pollen allergen Lol p 11-like
Exons: 2
Coding region: 267-755 (162 amino acids)
Source: RefSeq, a predicted model, not a curated record